UGCCAUGUCAAAUUCUAUAUGUCAAGUAAUCAACAAAUCAAAUUUGUUGUAUUUAUAAACAAGUUUUCGAAAUUAUGUAGGUAUGGUUCGAAAGUUAUGAAAUUUGAUAAAACACAAGGAAAUCAUGGCUCAAAGUUCUACAAGCGGUACUGCACCUAGACGUCAUCUCAGGGAAAAUGAUUCUGUUUCCAUUAGUUCUAGGGUGGCAGAUAUUGCUGAGUGGGAGGCAAAUGAGGCUCUACGGCAGCGAGAGCUUGAAGAAGCUCGAGGCAGAGCCGCACAAAUGGAAAAAACCAUGAGAUGGUGGUCAGAUUGCACAGCCAACUGGAGAGAAAAAUGGAGUAAAGUUCGUAAUGAAAGGAACAAAGCUAGGGAAGAAUGCAAGCAGCUUAGAACGAAGCUAGACUCGGUUCUGAAAGAAACUUCUUCCAGUAAAAAGAAGAAAGAAGAGUUGGAAAUUCAGAAUGAACAUUUGAAAAAAGAAAUAGAGAAAAUUCACCUCAUACUACUCAAGCAUGCCGGACAAUUCGAUAGUCAGCUAUUUGAAGCUUUAAGUGAAGAUCCGCUGAAAGAUUUCGUUUUCAAUAGUUCCUCACCGGUGAAGCUUGAGAAUGGUGUUUAUUGCACGGAAAAUCAGGAUAGUGAUACAUUGAGUACAAUUUCGAAGGAGAUAUCCAUAGAUGACUAUAUUCUAAAAGGAGCUGUACCUAAAUAUGUUAGUGACCUGAAGGGAGAUACUUCAGACAAAAAUGCUGAAGUUGCUCAGUCAGAAGUAGAAUCUAAGGAUAGUUGUGAUGAGGAGUAUGUCAUGCAGAAGUUGUCAAUGCUGCAGCUCAGACUAGACGAGACAACAAAAACAUUACAAAUAGAAAGAGAUGAAAAAACCCAACUACAUCAUACAAUAGAUGACUUGAAAUCUGAAUUGCUAGAAAUGAAAACUAAAUGCGACGAACUGCGGGAACUACGUCAAGAUUCGGCAAGGGAACUGCUUAGCCUUCAGGAUCAGCAUCAGGAAGAGGUGCGACUAUUGAAAGCCGAUCUGCAGGAUGAAGCAAAUUCAAGGGAAGGGUUGGAAAGGAGAAUCAACGAUCUGAGAGCUGAGUUGGAAAGACUGCAGGCUGAAAACGCAGCUGAGUGGGGUAAGAAAGAACGUCUUGAAACUGAGAAAUUAGCUUUGGAGAGGGAUAAUAAAAAAUUAAGAACAGAAUUGCGAGACAUGCAAGAGAGAAUGGAGAGAAGGGGGCGACCGUGGCAAACUUCUGAUGAAGAUGUGCGACAUUUACAGCAAGAAUUAUUGGAUAAAAAUAAGGAAAUCGCCGAACUCAGGCAUUCUCAGAGUAAAAUGAAGAAAAUGGUACAAGAUAAAAUUGGCGAACUGGCCCACGCGUCUCGGAGGGCCGAACAGUACGAGGCGGAAGUGAAAAAACUCAGGACGAGGGUGGAAGAACUAAAGAAAGAUCUGGCGGUGGCAGAAGACGAGUUAGAUACGGCCAGCAACAAUGUUAAGAGACUGCAGAGAACGAACGACGAGUUGCAGGAGCAGGUCGAUAAUUUCCAGAUUCAAUUACAGCAUCUUCACAGCAGUAUGGAAAAGGAAGAUGGUGGCGAAGAAAUGGCUUUGUAUGUAGAAGAAUCGGAGGUUACGUAAUUCAGCUCCCACAACUUUACUAUCUCAUCGAGGAGUUCUCUCCAACGAGGAAGGAAGUGAUGAUGAUUUACCAAGUAUUCAUUAUUAGUUUAAUGAACCCAUUCUGAGUACGAAUCUUAGAAUAUUUAUACAGUGUAUUGUGACGGGAAAUUCUGCCAAUAGUCUCACAUAAAAAUUUAUUUAUUUAUUUAUGAAAAUGUACAUAAUAAACGACUCACAUACUAAUAAA
Molecule: messenger RNA, 1877 nt
Organism: Coccinella septempunctata (seven-spotted ladybird)
Lineage: Eukaryota; Metazoa; Arthropoda; Insecta; Coleoptera; Coccinellidae
Product: coiled-coil domain-containing protein 102A
Exons: 7
Coding region: 125-1648 (507 amino acids)
Source: RefSeq, a predicted model, not a curated record